Molecule: messenger RNA, 1686 nt
Organism: Fusarium graminearum PH-1
Lineage: Eukaryota; Fungi; Ascomycota; Sordariomycetes; Hypocreales; Nectriaceae
Exons: 1
Coding region: 1-1686 (561 amino acids)
Biological process (GO): carbohydrate metabolic process; N-glycan processing
Cellular component (GO): Golgi membrane; endoplasmic reticulum
Molecular function (GO): mannosyl-oligosaccharide 1,2-alpha-mannosidase activity; calcium ion binding
Source: RefSeq, a predicted model, not a curated record
AUGAUCUGCCGCGUUGGACCAGUCUCUCUAUCCUCGCGUAAAGCGCUGGUCGCUAUAGUUCUCUUUGUCUUUCUCUUCUGGCAUUUAUCAGGCGUCUCCAAGUCAACCCCAAAGCUACAUCUACAAUUCGUGCCAAGCACAUUUGACUGGUCAACCUUGCGCCAAUUUCAUCCUCCAACGUCUAUCAAGCCUCUGCCAACAGAAAAACCUCACAAGCUGCCUCGUGUCCAGGCUGAUUCAAGCAGAUUCCGUCAAACCUCAAGCACGCAGAUCCGCCAAAAGGCUGUUCGCGAUGAAUUUCUUCGCAGUUAUAGGUCGUACAAGAAGUAUGCCUGGAUGAAGGAUGAAUUGACGCCUCUUACUGCCCAAGGCAAAGACACCUUUGGAGGAUGGGCAGCAACGUUGGUGGAUUCUCUGGACACGCUCUGGAUUAUGGGUCUCCACGAAGAGUUCGGCGAGGCUGCCCAAGCGGCUGUGACCCUUGACUGGGGAAAACCUCAUGAAGGUGCUGUCAAUUUAUUCGAAACAACAAUUCGUCACCUCGGUGGUCUUCUUGGUGCCUACGAAUUAAGUCACGAGAAGGUGUUACUUCAGAAAGCUAUUGAGCUGGGAGAAAUGCUUUAUGUUGCGUUUGACACGCCUAACAGGCUGCCUGGCUUCUGGCUCAACUUUGAAGAUGCCAGGAAAGGAAAGCAGAUCGCGGGUGUCCAUGAUCCUUCUGCGUCGCCUAGUUCCUUGGUCAUGGAGUUUACCAAGCUGUCGAUGCUAACAGGCGAUCCCAAAUUUUACGAUGCCACAGAUCGUGUGACGCAAUUUCUUGUCAAGGUCCAGAACAGCACCCUCCUACCGGGCAUGUGGCCUGUUAGCCUCGACUUUCAGAACGAGCAGGCUCAUGAUAACACAUUCUCUCUUGGAGCUCUAGCUGACUCGUUGUAUGAGUAUCUGCCCAAGAUGCACGCACUUCUUGGAGGCGUGGAUGAGAAUUAUCCCAUCAUGUACCGCACCGCUAUGGAUGUGGUGAAGAAGCACUUGCUGUACCGACCUAUGCUGCCAGAUCAAGAUGAUGUCUUGUUCUCUGGCGACGUUCGUGUCAAUGACAAGAUUGAGCUGAGUACCGAGAGCCAGCAUCUUACCUGUUUUACUGGAGGUAUGUUUGCCCUUGGUGGCAAGCUUUUGGGUAUCGAAGAGCAUGUCAAGAUUGGAGAAAGACUUGCCCGCGGUUGCGGCUGGGCAUACAAAGUAUUCCCUACCGGAAUGAUGCCUGAGAUCUUCAACCUCCUGGCCUGUCCGAGUCUAGAACCGUGUGUGUACGAUAAGGAGCGCUGGAACCCUCCAAGGGAUGACAUUCCGUCAGGUUUUCGACAUGCCCGAGACCCGAGAUAUCUCCUCCGUCCAGAAGCUAUCGAGAGCAUCUUUAUCAUGUACCGCAUCACAGCCGAUCCGAUCUGGCAGGAUGUGGCUUGGGACAUGUUCCAGGCGAUUGUUCGUUACACAGCCACUCCACUUGGCAACGCAGCUAUUGAGGAUGUUGUCAAUGUGGAUACGAAGCAAACAGAUUCUAUGGAAAGUUUCUGGUUGUCAGAGACACUCAAGUACUAUUAUCUCAUAUUUUCACCGCCUGACCUCAUCAGCUUGGAUCAAUAUGUUUUAAACACGGAAGCUCAUCCUUUCAGGCGGCCAAGUUAG